AUCAUUCGGACAGUUGAUGCCGAUCCGUUCGGUUCUGCUAUAUAUAUAAUAUUCAAUUGAGCGGUUGGGAUUCUCGAAGUCAAAAUGGGCUGUACAUCCGGUUGUUUUAAGUGUUUCCUCAACGUUCUCAACACAGUCUAUGCGCUUUUUGGCCUGUUGAUAAUAGGUCUAGCUACGCUGGGUCUGCAUCAAGCACCUACUGCGUACAUUAUCUAUCUGUAUGUGAUCGGUGGGGUACUGUUUGCAUCGUCCAUUAUCGGCUGCUGUGGCAUCUGCCAGGAGAGUGUUUGUCUGACCACAACGUAUGGGUUCCUUCUGUUGACAUUACUCGUUGUGCAAUUACUGGGAUUGUUUGGAAAAAAAUUUGAUAUGGAUUACAUAAAACGCUUUGCGGUCGAUGAUGUCGAUGCCAACUGGAAUCAAGAGAUGGUCAAUCCGGGCGCAAUGGAUAAGAUACAACGAACGUACACGUGCUGUGGUCGUAAUGGUCCCGAUGACUAUGCGAGCAUAGGACGUGAAACGCUACCGGACAGUUGUUAUGCUGAUGGGAAAACCAAUCUACCCUACUAUACCACGGGUUGUGUGAAAGCUGCUGCCGAUGAGUUCUUGAUAAACUUUAACUAUGUCAACAAUAGUAAAUGGGGCUCGGUUGCUGUUACGGCCCUGUUGUGCUUCUGCACUUUCUAUUUGGUGCAUCGAUUCCGCAAGGAACGCCGAAGAUACACAUAUCAUUAUUAAAAUCCAUUAAUCUAUAUACAAUUUUUGUAAAUUCGAAAUUAAUUUGAUUAUGUUUCAACAAUAUGUUUUUAGACACUUACAAAUAAACUGUUUGAUGAAGUCACGCAAAUCCAGUA
Drosophila grimshawi is the source of this 854-nucleotide messenger RNA. RefSeq names its product 23 kDa integral membrane protein. Bases 85 to 738 code for a protein of 217 amino acids. The transcript has 5 exons. Lineage: Eukaryota; Metazoa; Arthropoda; Insecta; Diptera; Drosophilidae. The record is from RefSeq and is a predicted model, not a curated record. Gene Ontology annotation, cellular component: membrane.